Messenger RNA from Myripristis murdjan (pinecone soldierfish), 2457 nucleotides. RefSeq lists its product as uncharacterized. The transcript has 13 exons. The coding region runs from base 1 to 2229 and encodes 742 amino acids. The record is from RefSeq and is a predicted model, not a curated record. Lineage: Eukaryota; Metazoa; Chordata; Actinopteri; Holocentriformes; Holocentridae.
AUGGCGUCAAGUGCAGGACUCCUAACGCUGGCUGUGCUCCUGGGCACUGCCUCGGCUCUGGGCACCUUUUAUGGACAGAGUGUUAAUUUUAUGCCUGUUCAGAAGAAUAAAGAUGGGACCCUUGAGGUGAGCUUCCACUAUCGGCAGAACAGCAGGGCCAGCUGUGUGAACGAUCUGGCCUACAGAUGUGAGACGGGGCUCUGCACGAGCCUCGAGAGCACAGGGGCCUCGCAGACGGACAGGGAUAACUCCGGCCAAGUCAGGUGGUGCCAGUCCGAGGGCCGAGCCACGGCAAACGUCCCACAUAAUGAGUCCUCCGUCACUCUGAGGGACUCGGGCUGCUGCUGGGCGUCCAACGUCGGAGGAAGAGCAAACUGGACGGCUCAAGCCGAGGUGGACCUGGGAACUCGAUCCGACACACACACCUUCAACAGGUGUCCCGUCACGGCGACGGUGGCAUCCUUACGGGCUCCUCAGAACUGUUUUUCAAGGCUUCGUCUUUUGGCUCACGAUCCGGACGGAGAUCCUGUGAGAUGCCGUUUCGCUGAAAACGCCAGUGCGCCCGCGAAUGUCGAGCUCGACGAGGGGGAGUGCACAGUGCGAGCCGCUGGCCAGCUGGCCGUCGGCGUCCACGUGUUUGAGCUGCUGCUGGACGACUUCUCCGCCCAGAACAUCACCAUGUCCUACGCUAACGGGACGUCAGCGGUCAGAAAGGCCUUCAACGCGUCCUCGAGCGACAACUCAGCCCCUCUCUGCCGAGUCCCACUGCACUUUGCACUGGAGAUCCUCCCUCCGCUGCCCAGCUGUGUGGCGGGCCACGUGCUGCCCCAGUUCUUGCUGCAGACCCCGUCGCACGGCGAAGUUCAUCACGCCUCUGUGGGCGAGAAGUUCCAGCUUUACGCCGAAGCACAGGCUCACCACGCCAACAUAAACGACUUCCAGGUCAGCGGGCCCCUGAACAUGACCAAAGAGUACAAGAAAGGCAAAUUUGGGAAAGCUGAGGUCACUCUGAGCUGGACCCCACAGCUGCAGGACCUGAACCGAGUCGCCCCCCUCUGUUUCACUGCAGAAACACAGGACAGCCAAUCAGAGAUGAGGUGUGUCGUCGUCAGGGUGACCAGAUCGGCCAUCGCUAAAGGUAAGGCCAUCGUGACGUGCUCAGCCAGUCAGAUGACGGUUGCCCUUGACAAAGCGUCCAUGCCCGACAUUGACACCAGCUGGCUGAAGCUGAGGGACCCGUCCUGCUCUCUCACCGCCAACGCCACUCACAUCAUGGCCUCCAUGUCUUUCAGCACCUGUGGCACCAAAGUCGAGGAUAAAGGCGACUUCAUCGUCUUCAACAAUGAGAUCGACUCCUUCGAGCAGCCCAACACGGUUAUAACCCGCAGACGGACGGUCAGCAUCGGCUUCUCGUGCCAGUUCCCCAAGACCAGCAGCAUCUCGAGCUACUACAACCUCCACAGGUCUGACUACGUGUUCACCGAGUCCAGCUUCGGCAGCUUCAGCUACAGCUUUGACUUCUUCACCGAUAACAAUUUCACCGAUAAGUUCGCCCCCAAAGCGUAUCCGCUGGAGGUCAAGCUGAUGGAUAUGGUUUACAUGGGCAUCCAGGCUCAAACUGCACUGCCGGACGUCACUCUGUUCAUCGAGUCCUGCAAAGCCACGCCCGACGACAACCCCGAGAGCAGCCUCUUCUACGACCUCAUCCACAACGGGUGCCUGAAGGAUGAGACAGUGAAAGUCUUCCCGUCUGAUCCGAUGUCCUUCCAGUUUGAGGUUCAAGCCUUCAAGUUCACCGGAAACUUCGACCAGGUGUACAUCACGUGCUCCGUCAUCCUGUGCCAGGCGGGGAAUCCCGUGUCCAGGUGCGCCCAGGGCUGCCUGCAGGACCCGGCCCGCAGGCGCCGCCGGUCACAGGCCAUGGAGACGGGCAGCCACUACAUUACCCAGGGUCCCCUGGAGCUGGUCAGGCAGAGCAACGCAGAGAAGAAGGACUCAGUGAAGGAGGAUGCAGUGGUGCCCCCCACAGCGAGCGUUCCGGCGGACCCUCGGCACAGUGGCAGCGGCAGCGGCGGCUGGACGCUCCUCGGCAGCAACAUCAGCACCGUGGUGUUCGCCGGCCUGUUCGUGGUGUCGCUGGUGGUCCUGGCGCUGGUGGUGCGUCACAUGACCAGGAAGAGACGGGCAGACGAUCACAGCUCUCUUCUGGUCACAGAGAUGGAGAGCUGAGCGCGUUCAGAACACACAUCUGUACCAAGGUUAUUAUAGUCAACUAAAACUAAACACUAAAACUGGGGUGGGAAAACAUUUUAGUUCAUGGAAAUUAAAAUAAAAACUAGACUUUAACUUUAACUAGGCUAGAAACCAUAUUGUGCGCUUACAAAACUAACUGAACUAAGCUCAGAGUGUGUGUGCAGUGUGUUUAGUGCUGCUGCUGAUCAGUUUGGUCAGAUGUGU